AUGGGAAGCAAAAUAAGCAUAGAUAAAUAUGUUUCUUAAUUAGAUGAUAUUCUAGAAUAUAAUAUAAAUAAUAUAUAAAAAGAUUACUUUGAUUCUAACAUACCAGAACCAAUAACAUAAAAUAUAAAAAUUUGGAAAUUCCGCGAAGAUGAUGCAAAGUUAAAAAAAAUAGUAAGCUAGCCUAUAUCAUUAUAAAACCUUCAGAAUUCUAAUUUUACUUUUUUAUCAACUGAAUGUUAUUUAGUUUUAGUAGUCUAUAAAUGCUAAAAAUAGUAAAACAAUUCUAAUAGAUGUGCGUUUAUAAAUUUUCCUCAUUCAAUGUGGGGUAUAGUAUAAUCUUAUAAUAAUUUGACUCCGCGAGGGUUAGAGAAUCCUUUAUCAAAUAGUGAAUUGAAUCUUUAGAUACUCGAUAGUUUUUUAUUGCCAAAUUAAAGGAAACAAAAAUAAUAUUUAAAUUAUGAACACAUGAUAUUUGUAUGGAAUGGAAAAAAUUCGAAUCCUUUAAUAAAAUCUUUAGCACUUUCUUAAGCUUAUAAUUUAGAAGCUUAAUUAAAUAAAGGGGGUGAAAAUUUAUUGCAAGUAUACUUUUUAUUUUUGAAUAUUAUUAUAUUAGAUUUUUAAUAGGUUCUAUUCUAAGGAGGUAUUAUUUAAGCAAAUAAAAUUGAAAUUGGAAAAGUAAUAUAAUUAAAUAGUACUUCUAACAAACCAAAUAAUCCUGAAACAAAUUAUUUACGUUGCUUUAAAAAAUAGUUUUGUGAAUAAAACUAACCUUAAAAUGUUUAUUUGAAUAACUUUAUAAAAGUUUAAUAAAAAAAAAAGAAAUAAAAUAAUAGUGAAGAAACCAGUUCUCAAAUGAACAACAACUUAAAUACUAAUUUUAACAACAUUAAUAAUAAUAUAAAUAAUAAUGAAAUAAGUAACAAUAAUAAUAAUAAUAAUAAUAAUAAUAAUAAUAAUAAUAAUAAUAAUAAUAUUAAUAAUAAUAAUAAUAAUAAUAAUAAUAAUAAUAAUAAUAAUAUCAAAAAUAUUAAUUUCAAAUCUGGAAUUGCAAUGAAACCUUUGAAUUUAUCCAACUUAAAUAGUUAGAAAGUUAAUAAAAUUAACAAUUUAAUUAAUGAUAAUUUAUAAGAUUUAUAAUAAAUUAAUAAUACUGAUUAAUUCGAAACCUUGAACGAUCCUAUAAUUAAAUUUAAUAUCAAAUUUGCAAAUAUAAAAGAAGAUGAAUAAGAAAAAAAUAAUAGAUACAAACUUAAUUUAUAAAAAAAUUAAUAUGAUUAGUUUGAUGAAGAUACCGCAAAUGAUAAUUUUUAUGAUAAAAGAAAUGAAAUAAAUAGUUUUAAAUUAAAUCCAAUAGCAAAAAUAAAAUAUUUUGCAUAGAUUUGUAGUGAGGUGAUUCCUAAUUUUUUAUAUGUUAGUGGAGAAAAAGUAGCUUAUAACAAAUAAAAACUGAAAGAAAAAAAAAUUACCCAUAUUAUAAAUUGUGCAGGUGAUGUUUGUAUAAAUAAAUUUCCAGAAGAAUUUAUAUAUAGAACAUAUCACUUGAAAGAUGUUAAAACUGAAGUAAAAAUAUAAAAUUACAAAAAGAAUAAUAAUAUAAAUAAUAAUAUAUAUAAUAUAAAGAAUAUCGAAUGUAUUUUUUAUGAAACCAUAUCAUAUUUAGAAGAAAUUGCUAGUUAAAAUGGAAGAGUAAUAAUACAUUGUAUUUAAGGAAUUUCAAGAUCUGUUACUUUAUGUAUUGCUUACAUGAUAUGGAAAUAUAAAUAUAAUUUUUAAGAUGCAUUAGCAUAAGUUAAAAAAGCAAGAGAUAUAGCAAGUCCUAAUGCUGGAUUUUUGGUUUAAUUAAUUAAUUUUCACAAAAGACUUUUUUCUACAUACGAAAGUAUACCAAUAAAUCCUAGAGUAUGGUGCGUAUGUAGUCACUAAUUAGAAUAGCCUUAUUUAAUUGUUGCAAAAAUGCUUUUAGAGGGUUUGUUUUCUGUGCAUAAAUUAGAUCCAAGGGGAGUUUUUAUAAUAUAAAGUCAAUAGAAAAUAUAUAUUUGGUUGGGAAAUUAAUUACCUUUAGAAAGAUCUUUAAAAUAUUAAGAAUAUGCUUUAAUUUAUAUUGGAAUAUUAUAAAAAAAUGAAAAUGCUCCAAAAAAUGUUGAAAUUAUAUAAUCUGGAUAUGAAAAUGAUGAAUUUUGGAAUUUGUGGUUUAAUUAAAAACCUGAAGUUACUACUCAAAUAAAUAAAGAAUGGAAUAAUUGGUUUUUAGAUUUAAAUUAAUGUUAAAAUGUAUAAAAAAAAAGAUAAAUUAUUUUUAUAUAUCAUAUUUUUUUAAAAAGUAAUUUUAACCAAAAUAUUAUGAGGAUGAAGAAGAAAAUAAACCAAAAAAUAAUUAUAGUAAUUAAGAUAAAAAACCUAUUCUAUUUAUUUAUCCCGAAUACAAUAAACCUUUAACAAUUUUUGAUUAUGAUGAUCUUAGUGAAGAGAAUUUGUGUAUUCUUUGUAAACAAUAAGAUGGUAUUAUUAAAAUACAUAUUUGGAAAGGCUAUGAAUUUAAUGAACCUGAUGAGGUUGAAAAAGGAUUUUUAGAUAAUCUUAUAUAAAAUAAUUUUCCUUAAUAAGAUGCUCAUAAUAUAUAUAUUUAUAAUGAAGUAAAAUAUUAUAUUUUUUUAAAUUUUUAUUUGA
Messenger RNA from Ichthyophthirius multifiliis, 2667 nucleotides. RefSeq names its product map kinase phosphatase, putative. Gene Ontology annotation, biological process: protein dephosphorylation. Gene Ontology annotation, molecular function: protein tyrosine/serine/threonine phosphatase activity. The transcript has 8 exons. NCBI's taxonomy places the organism in Eukaryota, Ciliophora, Oligohymenophorea, Hymenostomatida. The record is from RefSeq and is a predicted model, not a curated record.